Messenger RNA from Tinamus guttatus (white-throated tinamou), 2190 nucleotides. NCBI's taxonomy places the organism in Eukaryota, Metazoa, Chordata, Aves, Tinamiformes, Tinamidae. The record is from RefSeq and is a predicted model, not a curated record.
AUGGUGGCUGUGCGCAGUGGCUUCCAUCUCUAUCACAAGUUGCCCUCCAUAGUACCUGAAAGCUGUCUUCUUAUUCUGGUUGGAUUGCUUCUUGGUGGGAUUAUUUUUGGAGCACAGGAGAAGUCCCCACCUGUAAUGAACAGUGAUGUUUUUUUCUUAUAUCUUUUACCACCAAUUGUACUCGACGCUGGAUAUUUUAUGCCAACUCGCCUUUUCUUUGAGAACUUUGGUACCAUAUUCUGGUAUGCUGUGGUAGGCACGCUCUGGAAUGCCAUUGGCAUUGGGAUUUCACUUUUUGGAAUUUGCCAGAUCAGUGCGUUUGGCUUGACUGAUAUCACAUUGCUGCAGAAUUUGCUUUUUGGCAGCCUCAUUUCAGCUGUGGAUCCUGUGGCUGUGUUAGCUGUUUUUGAAAAUAUUCAUGUCAAUGAGCAGCUUUACAUCCUGGUGUUUGGAGAAUCUUUGCUGAAUGACGCUAUAACUGUGGUCCUGUACAAUUUGUUCAAGUCUUUCUGCCAGAUGCGCACAAUUAAGGUUGUUGACAUAUUCGCUGGGAUUGCUAACUUCUUUAUAGUGGGGAUCGGUGGAGUAUUGAUUGGAAUCCUUUUGGGAUUUGUAGCAGCAUUUACCACCCGUUUCACCCAUAAAAUCCGAGUGAUUGAGCCACUUUUUGUCUUCCUGUACAGUUAUUUGUCAUAUAUAACAGCUGAAAUGUUUCAUCUCUCAGGCAUCAUGGCGAUUACAGCUUGUGCCAUGACCAUGAACAAGUAUGUGGAGGAAAACGUUUCCCAAAAGUCUUACACAACGAUAAAGUAUUUUAUGAAGAUGCUGAGCAGUGUCAGCGAAACCUUAAUUUUCAUUUUCAUGGGAGUGUCUACAGUUGGGAAGAAUCAUGAAUGGAACUGGGCCUUUGUUAGUUUCACCCUCCUUUUUUGUUUAAUCUGGAGGGCACUGGGUGUUUUUGUCCUGACUCAGAUCAUUAAUGUGUUCAGAACAAUUCCUCUCACUUUUAAGGACCAAUUUAUUAUUGCCUACGGAGGUCUCCGGGGAGCUAUUUGUUUUUCACUUGUAUUUCUGCUUCCUCCUGCCGUAUUUCCCAGGAAGAAAUUGUUCAUCACUGCUGUUAUUGUGGUGAUAUUCUUUACUGUUUUCAUUCAGGGAAUAACAAUCCGUCCACUGGUGGAGUUUCUUGAUGUCAAAAGGUCAAAUAAAAAGCAGCCUGCUGUCAGUGAAGAAAUCUAUAACAGGUUCUUCGAUCAUGUGAAGGCUGGAAUUGAAGAUGUAUGUGGACACUGGGGUCACAAUUUUUGGAGAGAUAAGUUUAAAAAGUUUGACAAUAAAUACCUGAGAAGACUUCUAAUCCGGGAGAACCAGCCCAAAUCCAGUAUUGUUUCUUUAUACAAGAAGCUGGAAAUAAAACAUGCCAUUGAGAUGGCAGAGAGUGGGAUGAUCAGCAAGGUCCCGUCGUCGGUGUCUCUGAGUGAAUAUCAUGAAGGAAAAAUAAAGCCACUUUCUCCCACUGAAAUGGAAAACAUGCGGGAAAUAUUAACAAAGAAUCUCUACCAAAUACGACAUCGAACAAUGUCAUAUAACCGACAUAGCCUGGCUGCAGAUGCGAGUGAAAAGCAGGCCAAAGAAAUUCUGAUCCGUCGACGGCACAGCCUUAGGGAGAGCUUGAGGAAAACUAACAGCCUGUCAAGAGAAAGACCGGCUGCUGCAAAUACAAAAAGGUUUCUCUCACUUCCCAAAAACACUAAACUUCCAGAGAAACUACGAGUAAGAAAUAAAACAUCUUCUAAAGUGGGAGACAGCAGUGACUCUGAAAUGGAUGCUUCUACCACAGUGCUCAAUUUAAGACCCAGAGCAGGGAAAAUUUUGAGAGACCAGAGACAGAAACAGCAGAGGCCACUGCCUGAGUUUAGGAUGGAGUGGAAGAAUGAAGUUGAUGGGAAACAGGAUGGAGGAGGAACGAGCCAGGAGCCGAGCAGCCAACCUCAGCCAUCCGUUGGGUUCAGGCAACCACUGCUGACGAGACCAAGAUUUGGCACAUUGACCGGGGAAGAUUUGUCUACAGACCAUAGGUCAACAAGACCUAUGCCACCACCACGAUUAGUCAGGCAGGCGUCACAGGGGGAGAGGCAGAGAAACAAGCCUGAGAACCAGCCCUACUGAACAUAGCCAUGAUAGAGCUAU